CCAACAAAAAGCAGUGCCAAGAUGAUCGUCUUUUGGGUUACAUUGGUUUUUUUUCACCAAGGAUAUUCUCUGGUUCCAGUUAAAACUGUUCAGCUUGGUGAACCAGCAACCUUGCCAUGUGCUAUUCCCAAAGAGCUCAGCAUUAGGGGAAUCAAAUGGUAUAAGCAGAGCGUCGGGGAUACUCUUAAAUUAAUAGUUACUCUGAUUAAGUCUACAGCUGAUUUUGGUCCUGGAUUUUCGAGCUUAAGAUUUCGGAUAAAUAAUGAUGCAAAUUUUAGCAGCCUGACCAUUUUGGAGACAGUUCAAGAGGAUGAGGGUCACUAUCACUGUGUAAACACAGAAUGGGCUGGAAGUACAUGGAGUGGAAUAUAUUUGUUAGUUACAGGAAACACUCAGAAGACAUCAAACUAUGCAGUCAGUCAGUUGCUGAUAGAAUCAAAUCCAGUCCAUCCAGGAGACACAAUGACUCUCCAGUGUUCAGUCUUCUCUGACUCUGGCAACAAGACAUGUCCAGGAGGUCCUGAUGUCCUCUGGUUCAGAGCUGAAUCAGAUAAAUCUCUUCCAAACAUCAUCUACACUGACAGAAAUAGAAGUAAUAUAUGUGAGGAAAGAUCUGACCAUCAGAAGACAUGUGUUUAUCACUUCUCUAAGAAGGUCAGCUCCUCUGAUGCUGGGACUUACUACUGCGCUGUGGCCACAUGCAGGGAGAUAUUAUUUGGAAGUGGAACUACACUGGUUCUUCAAGAAAACAGCGUGUGGUCACAGACAGCUAGUAGAGUUGUUUUCUUUCUUUGCGCUGUCUUGGUUAUAAGUCUGACUGUUAUUGCUGUCCUCAUUUACACAAUCAAGAUAAACAACAGUGAUCACCCCAAAGGUAAUUUAAGUUAAUCAUAAUUCUCUUUUUAAUAAAAGCAUAUAAAUCUUGAGUUUUAUCCAUUGUUAUCUGUAUUUUCCACAAUCAAGCUGCUGUCUUGCAGAAAAUCUUUAGUGAUGAGAAAAGACAGCAGGUAAAUCAAUUAAAGCUAAGAAUAUUUUUCUUUUUAAAGUUUUUUUUUAAUGUUUCUAAUAUUUUUUAUGAACUGCAUUUUCCCAGAAUAAGGACACAUGGAUGUUUUCUGCUGUUGUCUUUACCACGAUAGAAGUUGAUAGAAGUAUAACAAAGAGUGCAAACGCAGUGACGAGGCAGCAGAUCUAUAUGGCUGCCAAGACUUUUGGGCUGGAUUAGGUCUAUAUACGAUGCAUUGGUAUGAAAUAAUCUUCUUUAUGUUUGCUUGGAGCUAAUUGUUUCUUUUAUAUUGUGGCUUUGUGUACAUAUUGUUAUCAGCAUGUUUAAAUGUACUUUGAUCGAUAAUAAAAAUGAUUGAUAAUGAAAAUGUACAUGUUUUUAUACAUGUCAAGAUCCGCCUUGAACAGCAGCAUUCCUGGUUUAGUCUGGAAUGUAUGAGGUUCGGAUAGUUAGGGUGCAUACCACAUAAGUGCAUACCCAUUAAAAUAAAACAAACAGACAGACAUUUGUGAAAGCAAGGGAUUAUCAUUCUUGGUAAUUAUGUAGUAAAUAUGCAAAUUAAAUCUGUACCAAUUUUUUAAAUUUCUUUUUUAUGAUGUAUGAUGAUAAAAUCUUGGCGAAAUAAGUAAAGGGUGAAUACGUAAAUAAGAAAAGUACUGUAGCUGAAACUAAAGACUAACAGGAAAAUACUGAUGUAUUCAAACAGGGAAACCACACAUGAGAGAAGUUUACAGAUUUCAAGAUAAGAAAAAAGGUGAUUUUGAUCAGUACCUAGCGUUGGUUUGUGUCUCAAAAGAAAGAAAUGUAGAACAAUGAGGGUUAAAAGGAAGGUUAUUGUAUCAUAGUACAUCAUUGUCUUUACCAUUUUGCAGUCUAGUUGUAAUGAAUUGUCCUAAAAUCCUGUUGUCAAUGUUACUGUGUUUGUCAACAUUAAUCUUCCAAAUUAUGAAAUUAAA
This is a messenger RNA of Oreochromis niloticus (Nile tilapia), 1962 nucleotides long. RefSeq names its product signal-regulatory protein beta-2-like. The transcript is spliced from 4 exons. Lineage: Eukaryota; Metazoa; Chordata; Actinopteri; Cichliformes; Cichlidae. The coding region runs from base 22 to 888 and encodes 288 amino acids. Gene Ontology annotation, biological process: response to bacterium. The record is from RefSeq and is a predicted model, not a curated record.